Messenger RNA from Mycena citricolor, 3908 nucleotides. Lineage: Eukaryota; Fungi; Basidiomycota; Agaricomycetes; Agaricales; Mycenaceae. The record is from the annotation of a GenBank genome assembly.
UUCUGCUCAACAAAAUUUGAGAAAUUUGAUAUUUUGGCGCUAACCUGAACAGGGUCAAAUAUAGAUCCUAUUAUACCACCUGGGUUUUUCUCAACACAGUAGGUAGGUCGGGCAGGGACCGGACGCAGGACAAACGCCGCCGAUACAACCCCCUUCUGAUGCUCCUUCUGAUGUAUCUGAUGGCAGGCACAGCAAUUUGAACUAGUUCAACAGGUUCGUGUACCACUUUUUGCACCCUCCUCGUCUGUGAUUGGCUGGAAAAUGAGGGUCUAGAGGGUGCUCCAGUCACCCAGACUGAUCCAGACACUUGAUGAAUGGAUGCUAAUCAGGGUGGAACCAGUCCCGCUCUCUCCGUUUACAAUGCGAGCAAUGCCAUUGGCGGGCGCGCUCACACCACCCGCGAGGAGCAGGGCAACGUGAAUGAGCCUGAGAACACAGAAACGCGAACUGGUUCACCUCAGAGUGUAUAAAUCCUUGCGUCCAGCCAUGCAAGUCGACCAACACACAAUGAACAUCGCACAGUCCUGUCUCCGAUGUGGCCACCACCAUCUGGAGGGCACCCCUCAUUUCCCUACUACACCGGACCGCAUUGCGAUCAUGUCUGCAUACAUGGCCGCGCUGCAGACGCGCGAAGACAGCGACGAGGCCGAAUCCAGUGACGAGAGCGACGACGAGUCCAGCUCCGACAUCGACUUCGACGAGCCCUCAAUAUUGGAGGGCGUCCAGCUCGACGUGCCACACCCAGAUGACAUCACCACCGACGACUCGGCAUUCAGCAGCGACGACGAGUUCGCCAGCGAGCAGAACAAGCUUCAACAGAGAACGCGUCGCGAGGUACGGACUCAUACAUCAUCCUCCGCCCCGCGACGCUGUCGAGACUGACAAUAACCAUCUAGCUCGCGUUGGGUCGGCCGACCUCGGCCAUACUCGCCAUGCGACCAAAGGAGCUUGCGCGCAUGCAACUGUCGUACAUGAAACAGCUCGACGACGCCGACGAGGAGAUGUCUGAGCUGACUGGAACGACGCAUCAACCGAUACCCCGAAACCGAGAUGAGCCGAUUCUCGACGGCCAAGGCAAAGAUGGAGACCAGUUUGUCCUGGCGCUGCGUCAGAGGUCAGACAAGGCGGUGAUGAACAUGGAGGCUCGUUCCGAGAGCAUCCUGCAGCUGGUUGCCCUCGCCCAAGCCUUGUUCCGCAAGGAGCGCCAGGCUAAGCAUAUGCAGGGCUGAGUAUCACGCCGUAGAUAUCAUCUAUCGGACGAAAUUGUAUUUGGCGAUGUGAUUGAUGCACAUGAUCGUAAUCUAGUCCUCAAUGGUCAUGUCUCGCUGCAUCUAGAAUACGCUUGUUUAAUCGGGCCGGAACGGGCGGGACUGAGCGCGACUCACCGAUGAGUUGAAGAACAGCGAGUUCAUGCCCCACGGGAAAGGCUUGUUACGCUUGUUGAGGUACUCGAAGCGAGGCGGUUGGGGGAGCUUUCCAUCGUUUUCAGCCAUCAGGUGAGCGUUGUGCGCCUUAUGCUCGAUUUCCACGUUGUAGACGUAGGUACCAAAGAUUGCAACUAGCCAGACAACGUCAGGUAAAUAUGACGGAGAGGCCGGAAGAUAACGGACGGGCAGGAAUGCAGACAUAGUAGCUGGAAUGACUUCAGUCCCACAAGCGAAUACUCGGGCGGAUGAAACCCACCUCAUCUUCCGCCAUAAUUCAGCUGUAGCUGAGAGAAACGUUGAGCCCCUUCGGUCGGGAAGAACAGGAAGGACAUGUAGAUUUACACAGCGCAUGGUGUUCGAUAGCUUGCUGGUUAGCAAGCCAUUGAGCACGGGCCUGCUCAACAGCAGUCUCGGAGUAGGCCCGCACAGCAGGGGAGGACCGGAGGAGUGCUCGGCGUGGAAGGAAAGACAUGUUUGUGUGGUCCUGAUUGGAGCCACCAGCUUGACGCCAUCAAUUCGACGCGAGCUGACGCGUCCUUCUCUCAACUCGAAAGUACCUACCCACCUCCAUCACCAUGGUCCGUCAGUCGUCUGCUGCUGGUGUACUUGCCCUCCUUUCGGAACCGGACCCCGUAUUCAAACAACACGCUCUCGACGCGCUCAAUCCGCUCGUUCCGCAUUUCUGGGCAGAAAUUUCAGAGCACAUUGCUCUUAUUGAGUCUUUGAACGAGAAUGAGACUCUUCCUCAGAAAGCCCGUGACUCCGCUGCGUUGCUGGCUAGCAAAGUCUAUUACUAUCUGGGAGAAUACGACGAGGCGCUUUCUUUCGCUCUGGGUGCUGGAUCUGUUUUCGAAGCUGAAACUCGUGCCUCUGGAUCGGAGGAAUACGUCGAAACUGUGCUGUCUAAAGCUAUCGACCGCUAUAUUGGAGUUCGCAGCGAAGAGAAGAUCAAGUCUGAGAAGGUCGAUCCCCGACUGCAGUCCGUGGUGGAAAACAUAUUCCUGCGGUGUAUCGAGGAACGCGAGCUCAAGCAGGCCAUCGGCAUUGCGUUGGAGUCCCGAAGACUGGACGUGAUCUCCCGUAUAUAUUCCCAGACGAACGAUACUUCCCUGCUGUCCUACGCGAUGGAGGGCGUAUUAGACGCGGGUUUCUCCUUGUCCUACCGCGACGAAGUCCUGACCUUCCUGUUCCCCCUCUUCCCGAAACCAAAGGCUGGCGACAACUCCCCCCACGUCCAUUCGAUUACGAGGUUACUGGUCACACUCAGUAAUCCAUCACUUACUGUGCCGUACAUCACUUCCCUGGUGCCUCAAGAGAAGCUGGUAGCAUACCAGUUUGCAUUCGAUCUCGUCGAAGGUGGAUCGCAAGAUUUCUUGGAGAGUGUGAGGAACGAUCUCCCCGAUGGUGAUUCGGAGACAAAAGACGUCUACGACAAGCUUCGCAAUAUCUUGACAGGACAGGAAUCGGUCAAGUUGUAUCUCCAAUUCCUAAAGCGAAACAACCAAACCGAUCUUCUCAUUCUCCGACACACCAAGGACGUACUAGAAUCUCGCUCAUCUGUCUAUCACACAGCCCUCACCCUCCAAAACGCCUUCAUGCACUCCGGCACGACCUCUGAUGUCUUCUUGCACGAGAAUCUAGACUGGUUAGGUCUGGCAUCGAAUUGGUCCAAAUUUUCCGCGACAGCAGCUCUUGGAGUCAUUCAUAAGGGUUAUUUCGAACAGGGGAUGACUAUCGUUGGGCCUUAUCUUCCCCAGUCCAAUGGAGAGAGCAACAUCCAGGGUGCUGCGUACUCCGAGGGUGGUGCACUGUAUGCUUUGGGUCUUAUCAAUGCGGGUUGUGGAGGUUCAGUGAUUGGCUAUCUACGAGACACUUUGAAGGCUGCACAAGGAGAAGUUGUGCAACACGGUGCAGCUCUCGGGCUCGGUGUUGCAGCAAUGGGGUCCAAGAGCACGGAUGCGUUCGAGGAUCUGAAGAACACUCUUUUCCAGGACUCCGCAGUUGCUGGUGAAGCCUGUGGCUACGCCAUGGGGCUAAUCAUGCUGGGCACCGCAAUGGCCGAUGCUGUUCGGGAGAUGCUGAUGUACGCGAGAGAGACGCAACACGAGAAGAUCAUCCGAGGUCUUGCUGUCGGUGUCGCAUUCAUCUUCUAUGGUCGUCAAGAAGAGGCCGACGAGACCGUCAAGCUGUUGUUGGCUGAAAAGGAUCCUAUCCUUCGAUAUGGUGGUGUCUACACAUUGGCAUUGGCCUAUGCCGGCACUUCGGAUAACGAAGCUGUACGACAGCUCUUGCACAUUGCCGUGUCAGACACUUCGGACGAUGUUCGACGGGCUGCGGUGACGUCUUUGGCUUUCUUGCUUUUCAAGAAUCCAGUUCAGGUUCCAAGGAUUGUCCAGCUGUUGAGUGAGAGCUACAAUCCUCAUGUAAGAUGUGGUGCUACGCUGGCUUUGGGAAUCGCCUGCGCUGGAACUGGGUUACAGG